Zeugodacus cucurbitae (melon fly) is the source of this 5254-nucleotide messenger RNA. RefSeq names its product trafficking protein particle complex subunit 11 (gene gry). NCBI's taxonomy places the organism in Eukaryota, Metazoa, Arthropoda, Insecta, Diptera, Tephritidae. The transcript is spliced from 15 exons. Gene Ontology annotation, cellular component: cytoplasm. The record is from RefSeq and is a predicted model, not a curated record. Bases 355 to 4365 code for a protein of 1336 amino acids.
GAGAUGUCAAAUCAAAUUGUUUCCGUCACAAUUUCUAAGCAAAUUUUUUCUAUUAUAGUUGUUUUGUGGGAGUGCAACUCAAUUUUCGAUUAAUUUCAAUAUAGAAGUGUUGAAGGUUGUAUGUGAACAAACAAGGUUUUUACAAAAUUAAAUAUAUAUGUGCAAAGUAAACACGAUAACUUGCUGCGCAAUGCUGUUAUAAUCAUACUGGAUGACAAACAAUAUAGACUACACUCCUCUAGUUUUUCCAAUAAAAAUCUUACUGUGUUUUCCUGCGUACUUUCAAUAACAGUGUGCCACUAAAGCUGCUACAAUUUGGAUAGUAUCAAAGCUUCGGUUUAGUUAUCAAUAAACAUGUCAGUCGAUGUUACUGUGCUACCAUCUGAGCUAUUGGUUGCACCACAACCACUAAUUGGUUUCUGUGGGCUGGACACAACGCACAAUGUUGUGCACAAAGCUAUCUGGGAUGCUUUUAGCACCAAUAGAAAGGCCGAUAGAGCUGCCGUGCAGUUCAAGCUGUUGCCACCGGGUUAUGAAUUCCCUGUGGCUAAGCCGAAACGCGCUUCCUACGAUUGGUAUCAACCCAAAGGUAUACUAAAAAGAAAUUGGAUGCUCAAGCAUUUGCAUGUGCUGCCUGCGGUAGUCGUGCUGUUCCAGGAUAUGGAAUGGAACGAUCCACAAUGGUCUGAGAAGCAGGUGCAAUGUGCGUCUACAAUACAAAGCCUGAAGAGUGCGCUGCAGGAGCGAAAUACACGCUUAUGUCUAGUGUUGUUGCAAAAGUCAUCACCGCUACCGCCGGGUGAAGAUUUAUUAGCAUCUGAACGUGCCGCCAGCUUAACCACAGCUUGCGGUAUCAAUACCAAAAUGCUGUUCAUCCUGCCGCAUACGGAGCAUUUAAUGGGCUAUACACUGCGCUUGGAAUCUGCGUUCCUUGAUAUGGCUCAAUCCUAUUAUGCGCUCAUGUCUAAGCGUGUACGUGGCCAUCGUGAUCAUUUAACUGUUGCGCAUACAACACUUAAGAUACGUCAUCAGUUCAAAUUAGGUUUUAUUGCGGAAAUCAGACAGGAUUUUAGUACCGCAUUGAAGCAUUAUACUCAGGCUUAUGCAACACUCGAUGAGAUACGCAUAACCGACACUAAUUGCCUUGAAAUGAAAACUAUAGCCGGUUUCCUGAAUUACAAACUAUGUCGGUUAAUGUUCAAAUUGAAGGUGCCGCGUGAUGCAAUCAACCAUUUUAUAAGUCAUAUAGAGAAAUAUAGAAAUCGUGUAGGCUUUAAGGAUUUGAUAUUCGAACACUACGCCUGGUUGAGUACGCAACAUAGUGUGUUCGGCGAACUCUUUUGUGAGGCGAUAAAAAAUGGUUUACCUGCAUUACAAACUCAAAAUCCUGGCAUUUACUACAAUAAAGCGGCUGAAUAUACCAAGAAGCGCAAGGAAGCAUUUCUUGAAAGUAGCGCCAUGUUACUAAGUCCCACUGAUCCUAAUACACCAACCGGUGUACAAAAUAAUAACUUAUUGGCAUUAUACACUGAAUUCUUUGGCAUACGUGCGGUCAAAACUGGUGAUCCCAUCUCAGAGCAGCAAACAAACUUGCUUAUACGUGAGCACGAAAAAACUUUCAAUCACUCGAACGCUAUAAUAAAUUUGCUUAGCCUAUCACGUGCACAAUUUAAAAUUUACAAAUGUCCACGAUUUCGUAAUAAACUCGCGAUCGAGAUGGCCGAAGAGUAUUAUAAAAGUGGCGAUCAUGCCAAUGCAUUAACCCUUUACUCAGUCAUGCUGACAGAUUAUCGACGCGAACAGUGGUCCUCCAUAUUCUCGGAUGUUUUAAUGAAGACUUUGCGUUGCGCCUUCUUAACCGCUUCCAUAACCGACUUUAUAGCCUGCAGCAUUGAGGCAUUGUCGCUGCGCGUUAAUUGCGAGCAAAAAGAGCGCAUAAUUGUAUUGGAAAAUUUGUGGAAAGUGUUUCAAGGCGCUGCGCCCAUCUCUCAAGGGCAAAGUGCACCUGAAAUUAUCGAACGCUGGGAUAAUGCUUUCACAGCGGCAAAGUCACCCAUUACAAUAGAUAUGGAUAAGCUCACUAAGCUUAUAGAAAUGUAUGUGACUUUCGAGCAUUUGGAGUUGAAAAACGAUGAUACCAUCAACGUGCAACUAAUUAUUAAGCUGCUCACAGAUGUACCGAUUAAAAUACGUCAUUGCGCCAUCAUACUGACAGAUGGCACACACUUCUACAGAUUACCCGCCAGUAAAUGUAAAUCAUUCCAAAAUUUGUCCGAAAUGCAUGUAGCUCACAAUAAUGGCGUACAACAACAACAAGCGGAAAUUGCAUUACAACACUUUGAUCCGAAUUUGAAAUUAGAACCGCAUCUCUACUAUCAAUUGCAUUUCUAUACAGAGGCGUAUCAAUUUUUGGAGAACACGCAAUUACGUGUUGCACGCAUUGAAGCACAAAUGGGUUCGGAAAAAUUGACUGUGCAAUUAACCAAGUCAGCAUUUUUAGCACGCCAUCCAUUUCGUCAUUACAGUCGUAGCCGAGAUCUGGAUGAUAAUAUUGAAAUUAAUCCAUUGUGUUAUAUCACACCCACAUUCCAUUUGAAUACGCAUUGCAAUCUUGGUAAAGAAACGCAAAUGCUAGUGAACGAAUACUAUCCCAUAGCGACGACAAUAAAUAACCCAUAUAAUGUUUUCCUGCAAAAUGUCAGUCUCAACAUUAGCGUGCCGAGUAGUUUGCGGAAUCAAGUAUUUCUUACCACAGAUUUAUCGCCCGGUCGCCAGAAGUUGCAUUCGCACAUACAAAUCGACACUGGCGAAUUGACCAUGCAAGGUUCGAACUCCGUGCUUUAUUAUGUAUUCAGUUUGGUGGAGACACCAAUUGCGCUACAGCAAAAGACUUCCUACGUCAUUGACAUGCAGCGUCCAAAGGCAGCGACUACAUUGACACAGAUUGACAGUGGCACCCCCAACAGCGUGGAGAAUUCGCCUGAAAAUGUACGCAACUUCAUUCCUCCCGUUGAUGUGCAGCCGCUUACGGUUUCAACACCAGUCCAAAUUGAGUUCCUCGACGAGAGUCGACUACGCAAAACGCGCGAAGACACCAUCAAUAUAAAAUGUGAUCUCGACUUUCGGUUCUCGGCACGUUUCUACACGCUCAGCAAGCGACCGCUCACGAAGGUCUAUCGCGGCGAGAAUUUCCUACUGCGCGCCAACAUCGAAGUGCGUUCGCCGGUCGAUAUUGACAUACUCGAGACGUACUUCAUUUGUGAUCACAAUUUGGUGCAAUCCACGUAUAGUUUUAAGAGGAAAAAGUUCACACAAACCUAUCGCAAUCGCGAUAAGCUCGAAGACGUAAUCAUACUGCGUACGAACGCCGCGACCAGCGAUUGGGCCACUUCGAAAGAUUUCGAACGCACCAAAAGUGGCGAUACACAAUCGGAGCUCUUCAGCCGUUCUAGACACGCGCGCAAACUGCAUGCCAUAAAGAAUAUGCAACGCGAUGCGGGGGUGGUGGGUGAUGCGACCGAUGUAGUCGCUAGUGCGCACAUGAACAAGCACCUCAUGGGCAAAAUACCGAACAACAUGACAAUAAUAAAUAACAGUGCCGGUUCUACGAACUCGCUGUUGGCGAUGGCGAACAAUUCGAUGACAGCUUCUGGUUCUUCGUUCGAUGAGAAACUCAACUCCACUGCGCUGGAGGCAACAGACGGUGUUGAUGGUUCGACGACGACGUUGGCAGCAGCGGCGGGGCGUGCUUUAAAUACGCGUGUUGUCUUCAAUAAAGCAAUAGAAGCGAUUCAAGUCACUGGACACUGUCGCGGUUUCUUCAAACGCAUCGUAACGGCCGAACCUGAAACGCAAGCCACAACAACAACAGCAAUACAGCAGCAACCGAAUUUCGGUGUCUAUUGCAUACGUUGGCGCCGCAGCGGUCACAAAGAGGAAAACGAAUCGAAAUUUCUGAUACAAGGUCUGGAGAUCGAGGAGCCGCCUUUGAAUAUUUACUGCACCAUUGAGGAGAAAAUGUUCGUAAAAAUGCCCAUGACCUAUAAGGUUGUCUUACGUAAUCCCACCUCGAAUGUGUUGCAUUUGGUAGCCACACUGAGCAUUAGCAUAGCGGAUAAUUUCAUUUGCUCCGGUCACAAGCAACUUGAUAUCUCCAUUUAUGCCUAUAGUGAGAAAGAACUGGUCUACAACCUCUACCCGCUAUGCGUUGGCUGGGUGAAUCUGCCCGAGUUAACCAUAGAAUAUAACAUGAAGGCCGAUCCCAAUAAAGACGACACGCAUAAUAAUGUGCUGAGUGAACUGGUGCAGCGCUCAAUACCGAAGAAGGUUUUUGUCUUGCCACCGCUGAAGCAACAGUUGAAAUAAAUAUGGAUUUGCAGUGUAAUUAGUGCGCGGCGUCAAGAAUGCUACUGUUCAAUAAUAUUUAGGUUAAAUAGUUUUGAGAAUGUCGAAAAUAUGCAGUUAAGAUAUGUAUGUAUGUAUAACAACAAAUACAGAGAAAUAUAUAUGUAUGUAUGUAUAAUGGUUUUGAUAUUCAAACACAAAUGGAGGAUAACUGUUUUGAGAACUUUGUAAAAAAAAAUUAAAUAAAAUAUAGAAAUUAUUGAAAUUUAGUAAUUCUAAAGCAAUUUUACUGUAAUAUCGCUUAAACAUGUUUAAGUAAGGAACUACACAAAACUUAUGUAUGUACGCGUCUGCAACUGCUGAGAUAACACAUUUAAUAGACAUCUAGUGUAACAGUAUAUAAUUUACAUAACUGCAUAGCAUUGUAUUUUGUUAUACACUGAUUAUUUCGUAAUUUUUUUUUUAAAUAUUUUUUUCACUUUUUUUUUUUGAUUUUUCGUGUGGGUAGGUAAUACAUAUUGCAUAAAGUGUGCUAAUUAAAAUACAUUAAUUAAUUAUUAUAGUAGUUUUUUAAAAGUUAUGAUACAAUCUCGUUCGUACUAGGCAUUACAAUGUUGUGUAUUAACUAAUUAAUUUAAAUUGUAAUUGUAAUUGUAAUUGUAACUGUGUUAAACAAAACUAAAUUCACUUGAUUAAAAUUACAAUAAAUAGAAGUGUUGUUGUAGUUGUUUUUUUGCUGCACUGAUUGCUAGUAUGUAUUUGUCAAUGUGUAAGUAUGUAUGCAAGUGUAUAAAUUUCAGCACUUAAAUCUCAAUAGUUAUCACUGCGUAUCACUUGUUGCUCGAGGUGAAUUUGAAAACUCCUCUUCUUUGGCUGCGAUUCUCAUUCUGCAAAAAAAAAAUUAAAAUAU